AAACCGACGCUUGCUGAAGCACAGGUACACUGCUUCAUUCUCUCUGUAAAGUAUCGCAGCACUGUUCGAUAAGCAGGUUUCGAGUUCCCUGUCCAAUGGCUAACGGCGAGGAUUUUGAGAUAAGGAUUUUGAAUGAAGACGACCUGAAGGAUGUGUUGGAUCUCAUGCUUUCUUCAAAUUACUUUGCGAGAGAACCACUGAAUCGUGGGCUCAAGACAACAGCUGACGACUUUUUUGAAGACAUGAAACCAGUUAUCCGCACUUCCCUGACAUCAGGAGUCUCUGUAGGGGCGCUUUCGAAGCAAACCGGAGAGUUGGUGGGCAUGCGGCUGAGUGACGUGGUGGCCAGGGAGCCCUCGAAAUGCAUUCCUAAAGACUCACCGAAAACAGAGAAUGCCCAGAAAAUGAAGAUGAUCCUCUCCGCCGUUCCUCCCGCCGAACAUCUUUUUGAGGAUCCGCAGGUCGAACGUAUCCUGCGCACCUUAUUCUUCACCGUCGACAGCAAAUAUACCGGCAAAGGACUUGUCACCAAAUUAAUUCAGGCAUGUCACGAAGCAGCUAUAGCAGUUGGGUGUCAGGUAGUCUACACAGUGGUAGUGAACAGCAGUCUCCAGCGUUCCCUUGAACAACUAGGCUACAAGCUCGUGCACACGCGGGAGCUGGGCCUCCCGAAGUACCAAGGGGGACCUUUAUUGCACCUGGAGGAAAUGGGGGAUAAUCUUACCAUUCGAGGUUAUGUUAAAGACCUCCUUAACGAUACACGACGCCAGAGCCAUCUAUAGGACGAAUGCGAAGCCUCCAGCAUACCUUUCGCCAACUUUACCCCAAUCUUUCCUUUUUUUCCCUUAUUCAUUUCUCAUUUACUAAACCUUGC
This is a messenger RNA of Penaeus monodon (black tiger shrimp), 874 nucleotides long. RefSeq lists its product as uncharacterized. Lineage: Eukaryota; Metazoa; Arthropoda; Malacostraca; Decapoda; Penaeidae. The record is from RefSeq and is a predicted model, not a curated record. The coding region runs from base 96 to 782 and encodes 228 amino acids. The transcript is spliced from 5 exons. Gene Ontology annotation, molecular function: N-acetyltransferase activity.